AUGGCGACAUCCUCUUCAGAUUCAGAUUCAGAUUCGGAGUCGGGAAAUUUGGAUGCGGGAGCCCAGGCCCAAACGCAGGAUAAUCUGCGCAUAUUCCUAAAGCAUUUGUAUGCCGAGUGCGUGUUUCGAUACCAGAAUGUCACAUACGAUACGGACGACCCAUCAUUCUCACUUGGCCCAGCAACAGACUACGAUUCGGAUUUGCCGGAGAACUUCAGUCCGGUGCCGCGAUAUCUGGAGAACGCCGCGAUGAACGAGGGCGUUAUUGACAUGCGGAACGUGGACGAGGAGCUGGCGGAGAAGGAGGAGCUGAUGGCCACCGUCGUCAGUGCCACGAUGGCCACAAAUCACAAUGAGAACCGACUCUUUUGCCCCCUGAACUUUGACGGAUAUCUCUGCUGGCCAAGGACUCCGGCCGGCACCGUACUAAGUCAAUAUUGUCCCGAUUUCGUCGAAGGAUUCAACAGAAAAUUCCUGGCCCACAAGACAUGCCUGGAGAACGGCUCGUGGUACCGCCAUCCGGUGAGCAAUCAGACCUGGUCCAAUUACACCAACUGCGUGGACUACGAGGACCUGGAGUUUCGCCAGUUCGUCAACGAGCUGUACGUGAAGGGGUACGCCCUCUCCCUGCUGGCCCUGCUCAUAUCGAUUAUUAUUUUCUUGGGCUUCAAAUCCUUGCGCUGCACCCGCAUCCGCAUCCAUGUGCACCUGUUCGCCUCGCUGGCCUGCACCUGUGUGGCCUGGAUAUUGUGGUACCGCCUGGUGGUGGAGCGAUCCGAGACCAUAGCCGAGAAUCCGCUCUGGUGCAUUGGCCUGCAUCUGGUGGUGCACUACUUCAUGCUGGUCAACUAUUUCUGGAUGUUCUGCGAGGGCCUGCACCUGCACCUGGUGCUCGUUGUGGUCUUUGUCAAGGACACGAUUGUGAUGCGCUGGUUUAUCGUCAUCAGCUGGUUCUUGCCGAUUCCCAUAGCCAUCGUCUAUGGCCUGGCCAGGCACUUUAGCAGUCCGGACAAUAAACACUGCUGGAUAACGGACAGUCUCUACUUGUGGAUCUUCUCGGUGCCCAUAACUCUGUCGCUGCUGGCCAGUUUUAUUUUUCUGAUCAACGUGCUGCGUGUGAUCGUGAGGAAGCUGCAUCCGCAGUCCGCGCAGCCGGCACCGCUGGCCAUCCGCAAGGCGGUACGGGCCACCAUUAUCCUGGUGCCGCUCUUCGGACUCCAGCACUUCCUGCUGCCCUACCGUCCGGAUGCCGGCACCCAGCUGGAUCACUUCUACCAGAUGCUAUCCGUGGUGCUGGUCAGCCUGCAGGGCUUCGUGGUCUCCUUUCUGUUCUGCUUUGCCAACCACGAUGUCACCUUCGCCAUUCGCACGCUGCUGAACAAGUGGCUGCCCAGCUUGGUGACUCCGCCGCCGGCCGGGAGUAAUACUGGACAGAUGGCCACGACCACGCCCAGCCGAGAGUUGGGCGUUUAAGGCGUACCACACGAGGGUCGAUCGAAACAUUGACCGCAUCGUCGAGCAAAGAUUUUGAUGUGCUAUCUCUGCUAUACUCGUAUCUGUGCUCCGUACUCCCUGAUGACAACUGAU
Molecule: messenger RNA, 1587 nt
Organism: Drosophila teissieri
Lineage: Eukaryota; Metazoa; Arthropoda; Insecta; Diptera; Drosophilidae
Gene: hec
Product: calcitonin gene-related peptide type 1 receptor
Exons: 9
Coding region: 1-1473 (490 amino acids)
Biological process (GO): adenylate cyclase-modulating G protein-coupled receptor signaling pathway; cell surface receptor signaling pathway
Cellular component (GO): plasma membrane
Molecular function (GO): calcitonin receptor activity
Source: RefSeq, a predicted model, not a curated record